UUGCUCCUUGCCAUCCACUAUACACCCUCCCUGAACCAGAGGCCACCACCAUGACAAGGGACCAGAAUGGAACCUGGGAGAUGGAGAGUAAUGAAAACUUUGAGGGCUACAUGAAGGCUCUGGAUAUUGAUUUUGCCACCCGCAAGAUUGCAGUACAUCUCACUCAGACGAAGGUUAUUGAUCAAGAUGGUGAUAACUUCAAGACAAAAACCACUAGCACAUUCCGCAACUAUGAUGUGGAUUUCACUGUUGGAGUAGAGUUUGACGAGUACACAAAGGGCCUGGAUAACCGGCAUGUUAAGACACUGGUCACCUGGGAAGGUGAUGUCCUUGUGUGUGUGCAAAAGGGGGAGAAGGAGAACCGCGGCUGGAAGCAGUGGAUUGAGGGGGACAAGCUGUACCUGGAGCUGACCUGUGGCAACCAAGUGUGCCGUCAAGUGUUCAAAAAGAAGUGAUAGCAACGCGGGAGGCCUGCCAAGCACGAGCUCCCCACUGCCCACACUGAGUGUCUACUGGCUUUGAGAAGCAGCUGUGGAGACCUUCCCACUCUUGACAGCCCCAUUAAGGCAUCUGGAUGGGUUUUAAAGAGAAUGUGUAGGUAGCAGUGAUAGACAUAUUCCCCUCCUUUAAAACCUAGCAUUAAAUGGAAAAACAAAAAUUACUCCCAUAUUUUGAAACCCUUUA
This is a messenger RNA of Piliocolobus tephrosceles (Ugandan red Colobus), 684 nucleotides long. It is a transcript of the gene RBP2, whose product is annotated as retinol binding protein 2. The coding region runs from base 51 to 455 and encodes 134 amino acids. The transcript has 4 exons. Gene Ontology annotation, molecular function: lipid binding. The record is from RefSeq and is a predicted model, not a curated record. NCBI's taxonomy places the organism in Eukaryota, Metazoa, Chordata, Mammalia, Primates, Cercopithecidae.